Molecule: messenger RNA, 835 nt
Organism: Solanum lycopersicum (tomato)
Lineage: Eukaryota; Viridiplantae; Streptophyta; Magnoliopsida; Solanales; Solanaceae
Source: RefSeq, a predicted model, not a curated record
UCUACUUCUAUUAUGUACUGCUUUUAUACAUAUGAUGAAUUUUGCUAACUAAUAUCUUAGUCAACAAUAAUCAUGGGAAACGCAAUAAAAAAAUUUCAAGAGCAUGAAUUGGAGAACCAAAAUCUCUGCGUUCAUCCGUUCUGCAUCGACUGUAUAACAACUUACAUUUCCGUCAAGCUUGUUGACAAUAUAGUCGAAAUUCCGUGUCCGUUUCCGAAUUGUAACCAUUUUUUGGACCCAAUCGGUUGCCGGAAUCUUAUGGAUUCGGAUCUAUUUGAUAAAUGGUCUGAAAAGUUGUGUGAGUACUCUGUUUUAGGAUUGACGCGGUGUUACUGCCCUUAUCAGAACUGUUCUGCUUUGAUUUUGGAUGAAUGUGGUGGCGUUGCGACGUUGUCAAAGUGCCCAAAUUGCAAGAGAUUAUUUUGCUUCCGGUGCAAGCUUCCAUGGCAUGCUGGAUUUCAAUGUGAGGAGAGUGGGGCAUUGAGGGAUGAAAACGACUUCACUUUUGGUAUGCUUGCUGAGCGUGAAAAAUGGCAGAGGUGUCCUAAGUGCCGCUCUUUUGUUCAACUUAGUGAAGGUUGCCGUUAUAUCACGUGCAGGUGUCAAGCCAAUUUCUGUUACAAGUGCGGAAUGCUACUCGAUCGUUCCCAUGGCUGGUGUGCUUGUUAUUUUCCUUCGAAUUUAUCUAUGUUUAGCCGUAUCUGUUUAUUUGUUUUAAUCCAUCUUGCUGCUUGUCUUUUUUUAUUUAUUUAUAUAGAAGUAUUUCGCUUGUACAAAACAUGAUUAGGAUUAUUCAUGUUUAUGUUUUAAAAAUUAAAUCGAAUUGCAAUUCAAA